AUGGUGGGUAAAUUUGUUAAGCAUAACGAGUAUACUUUUCCGUUGUUAGGGAAAAUUUGUGCCGAGAUUAAGUCUUUGCAAGAAGGUGGAAAGAUAGGGAGUGCCCGUGAGGUGUUCGAUGAUGGGGUUGUGUUGGAUUUAGUUAGUUGGAAUUCGAUGAUAGAUGGCUAUGUGAAGAAUGGGCAGGUUGGGUACGUCGGUGUUGGGAAAAUGGAGGUGGCGAGAGAGUUGUUUGAAAAAAUGCCAGGAAGAGAUGCUAUUUCUUGGAAUUCUAUGAUGAUGGGUAUGAAAGGAUUGAAAAUGUUUCGGAGGCUCGAUCAGGAAACAGGGGAGGUUAGGCCGAACAAUGCUUCUCUUGUUAGUGUAUUGACAGCAUGUGCAACUUUGGGGAGGCUUGAUAAGGGCUUGUGGGUUCAUUCUUUUAUUGAGAAUAACAAGAUCAAAUGUGAUGUAUUGCUUUCUACUGCUCUCUUGACAAUGUAUGCAAAAUGUGGGGCUAUGGAUUUGGCAAGAGAUGUUUUUGAUAUGGAAAAGAGAGGUCAAACGCCAAAUGCUGUUACCUUUACCAGUUGUUUAUCUGCAUGUAAGUAUUCGGAAAGGUUUUAG
Messenger RNA from Hibiscus syriacus, 606 nucleotides. Its product is annotated as pentatricopeptide repeat-containing protein At5g66520-like. The coding region runs from base 1 to 606 and encodes 201 amino acids. NCBI's taxonomy places the organism in Eukaryota, Viridiplantae, Streptophyta, Magnoliopsida, Malvales, Malvaceae. Gene Ontology annotation, biological process: RNA modification. The record is from RefSeq and is a predicted model, not a curated record. Gene Ontology annotation, molecular function: protein binding; RNA binding. The transcript is spliced from 4 exons.